Messenger RNA from Nothoprocta perdicaria, 2297 nucleotides. It is a transcript of the gene CBARP, whose product is annotated as CACN subunit beta associated regulatory protein. Gene Ontology annotation, cellular component: plasma membrane; secretory granule. The coding region runs from base 39 to 2297 and encodes 752 amino acids. The transcript has 10 exons. Gene Ontology annotation, biological process: negative regulation of calcium ion-dependent exocytosis; negative regulation of voltage-gated calcium channel activity. The record is from RefSeq and is a predicted model, not a curated record. Gene Ontology annotation, molecular function: transmembrane transporter binding. Lineage: Eukaryota; Metazoa; Chordata; Aves; Tinamiformes; Tinamidae.
CCGCUUUGUCCCCGCCGCGCGGCGGACGCGCCCGGACCAUGAGCGAUGACCCGACGCCCUGGGACAACGCGACCGAGAGCAGCACGGCGGUGCCGGGCACCGUGGCCCCCCAGGACGGCUACGUGCUGCUGCUCGCCUUGCUCUCCAUCUUCAUCGGCGGCACCUUGGUGCUGCUCUCGGGCAUCCUGAUCCUGUGUCGCCGCUGCUGCGAGGCCGAGCGCCGCCACUCCAGAGCCAGCGAUGACCCCGAGAAGACCAACACCACCUACCUGGAGGACUCGCAGCCGGCGCAGGACAUCACCAUCAAGGUGGAGGACCCCGAGUGCCUGUCGUCCUCCAGCUACCGGGACGCGGAGGGCGAGCGGUUCCUGUCGUCCAGCUCCUCCAGCGCCCGCCGCGUCUCCUUCAACGAGGCGGCGCUUUUCGAGCAGAGCAAGAAGAGCCACGAGAAGGGCCGGAGGUACACUCUGACCGAGGGCGACUUCCACCACCUGAAGAACGCGCGUCUGACCCACCUGCACCUGCCUCCCACCCUCAAGAUCGUCACCAUCCACGAGUGCGAGGCGAGCGAUAACAGCCUGGCCAUGACGCCGCGGCUGCCGCCCGCCAAGCCCGGCCUCGCCAUCUUCCAGCCGCCGGCGGGAGCGCUGCCGCCGCCACCGCUGCCCAGCGCUGCCGCGGGCCCCAGCUCCGCCCUGCCCGGCGACACCUUCAACUCCACCGCGGACGCCGAGGGCAGCGCGGCUGCCGCCGCUGCCGCCGGGGAGGGCCCCUCGUUUGCAGCAGCUCCCAGGAGUGGGAAGGCAGCCGGGGCGGGUGGAGGGGGGGCCGGCCCUGCCACGGCCCCCGCGCAGGGCACCGUGCUGCAGUUCUUCACCCGCCUGCGCCGCCACGCCAGCCUGGAUGGCGCCAGCCCCUACUUCAGGAUCAAGAAGUGGAAGCUGGAGAGCACCCAGCGAGCGUCGAGCCUGGACACCAGAGGCUCCCCCAAGCGGCGGCAGUUCCAGCGGCAGCGCGCAGCCAGCGAGAGCAUGGAGCAGGAGGACCGCGACCCGCACCAGACCGACAUCAUCCAGUACAUUGCCCGCACGGAUGCCGUGGCCUUCCUGCCCUCGCCCGCCAGCCCCCCAGCCUCUCUCGGCAGGCUAGAGGCGGGCGAGGGGGGCGCGGGCGGCCCCGGCGAGGCCAGCGCCUGCCACGACCUGUGGAGCCUGCGGGCCUCGCUCGAGCUCUGCGCCGCCUCCGAGCGCAGCAACGACCAGGACUCCGUGCGCAGCGACGGCGGCGACAGCGUCGGCUCCGCCAGUGGCCUGGCCGCGGGCAUCCCCCGCUCCUCCUCCUCCCUCGAGGAGGCCGAAGGCCCCGACGAGAAGCCCUGGGACCGGCCCAAGCCUGAGCCUGACUCGGAGCCUGGCACACGCAAACUGCUGCAGAUGGACAGUGGCUACGCGUCCAUCGAGGCACCGGCGCGGGUGGGCGACGAGGGACCGCUCAAGGACCAGACGGCCUCCGAGAAGCGCAUCUGCUUCACAAGUGCGGGCAGGAAGGGCACCAUCUUCGAGAGCUUCGAGGGCCGCGAGCCGGGCGACGAGGAUGAGGAGGAGGAGGAGGAGGAGGAGGGCGGCGCGGCGGGUGGGGGGCCCGCGCCGCUGCCCCCCAGCCCCCUGGCCUGGUGCCCCUACGGGCAGAUGCUGUCGGGGCGGGAGGCGCCGCCGCGGCGGCGGGACUACAGCAUCGACGAGAAGACGGACGCGCUGUUUGCCGCCUUCGUGCGCCACGACCCGCAGUUCGACGAGUCGCCGCCGCGCGGGGCCAAGCACCGCUCCCGCGCGCACCUGCGCAAGCAGUGGCAGCACGCGAAGCAGUACAGCGACCCCGGCGUGCGCUACCCUGCGCUCGAGCGGCACCGCACGCCGCUGCGCCGCGGCGACAGCGCCAACUACCCGCUGGACGGCGGCCGCGGCGGCGCCGGCGGCCUCGGUCGCCUCCGGGGUUUUCGGUUCGGAUCCGCGGGCGGCUCCCGGAGCCGCGGGGUGCUGGGCACGGCGCCGUCUGCAGAGAGCACAGGGAUGGACGGGCCCGUCAGCCAGGGGCUCCUUGGAGCUGCCACUGCCCCCGGCGGGAGCCGGGAAGGAGGGUUCCAAGGGGAGCCGGGGCCAUUCCCGUCCACGGGUCACCCCGAUCCCUGCAGGAGGGCGGCAGCACCGACGGCGGCGCCGGGAUGGGAAUGCCGAGCGGAGCGGUGGCCCCACGGGGAGCUCUGCGCGCUGCUGGCCCGGCCGGCCCCGCGCAGGUGA